Messenger RNA from Coregonus clupeaformis (lake whitefish), 2442 nucleotides. RefSeq lists its product as uncharacterized. Bases 715 to 2190 code for a protein of 491 amino acids. The transcript is spliced from 4 exons. Lineage: Eukaryota; Metazoa; Chordata; Actinopteri; Salmoniformes; Salmonidae. The record is from RefSeq and is a predicted model, not a curated record.
GUACCUAGUAAGCUAACGUAUCUAGCUAGCACUCAGGUAGCUAACUACAGUUACCCAUAGCUGGCUAACUAGUUUUAAUAGUUUGGUCAUUUAUUCCAAUACAUUUCAGAAUUCCAAAACAUAUGUUUAUGAAUCUAGUUACGUUUUAUAGGCUCCUCACUACGAGACUAAGCCAAUUUGCCAAUGCUAAAAUCUAUGUCUAUAUGUAUUUUUUAGCAAGCUAGCUUCAUACUUUUUGCAGACAUGCCGAAAAUGCAGCCUUGUUGAUUAAAUUUAACACUUCGCGGCCACCAGAGUUUGACAUGUGACUGCAGUUUGCGUUGAAUUGUGGGUCAUAUCAACCCCGCAAGUGACCAAAGUUGUUCACUCGCUCCCUCGAGCUAAAUCGAGGGCCGAGGGAUCAACGUUAGUAAAUUGGACCUGCACUUAAAAUGGCAAUCAAACUGCAUCCGGUUUCGAUAGGGAUUCCCCCUAGGGAAAGUGGCUAGCGCAAGGACUGAGGGGGUAAAAAUAACGUGUUUGGACUGCUGCCAUGUUGUAUAUCUUCAAUUCCACCUUUGAACCAGUUUCACUUUCAUACACAACUCUAGACUACACAGAACUUAAUCGGAAUCCUUCUAACUUCUUCAAACUCACGGAACCAUAAGUCCCAGAAAGACAAGCCAAGAUGGUUCUCACGCUGACAGCUCAGCCUUAAAGAGCCCCCUGAAACAAAUGCAUUUCAACCAAGGUUCCACCCUAAAUCCCUCUAAUGGUUCAGGGGACUCAGGGACCAGCAGAACCACGGCCAGCCAGGCCAGGGGAGCAGACACACGUUACGCCAAGAAGAACGUCCCUACUGUCAGAUAUCAUCCUGACAUCGCAGAGCAAAGAGCUGAGGCCCAUCAGCAUAGUCAUAGCCCUGUCAAGAGCAGUCAGGUUAGGGGUACGCCUGUGGUCUCUCCCCCCAGGACCAACCAGGUUCAAAUAAAAUCUAAUAAAAUCAGCAGAGCCAUGGCCAGCCAGGCCAGGGGAGCAGGAGAAAAGACCACAGAUACAUGUUACGCCAAGAAGAACAUCCCUACUGUCAGAUAUCAUCCUGACAUCGCAGAGAAGAGACCUGAGGCCCAUCAGCAUAGUCAUAGCCCUGUCAAGAGCAGUCAGGUUAGGGUUACGCCUGUGGUCUCUCCCCCCAGGACCAACCAGGUUCAAAUAAAAUCUAAUAAAAUCAGCAGAGCCAUGGCCAGCCAGGCCAGGGGAGCAGGAGAAAAGACCACAGAUACAUGUUACGCCAAGAAGAACAUCCCUACUGUCAGAUAUCAUCCUGACAUCGCAGAGAAGAGACCUGAGGCCCAUCAGCAUAGUCAUAGCCCUGUCAAGAGCUGCCAGGUCAGGGGUAAGCCUGUGGUCUCUCCCCCCAGGCCCAAAGCCCUGCCCCUGGGGUUAGGUCAGAAGGUAGAAGAUGGUGUUGUGGAGGCGGUGGAGCUCCAGACCCGGGGCCAGCGAGAGAACCCCAGCUGGUUUUCCUGGCGUCAGAACCGAAUCACAGCGUCGGUCGCUCACCGCCUCGCCCACAGCCGCUUCGUUACUGGCCAGAGCACUACCCCGCCGGCUUCCUACCUGGCCGCCAUCACAGGCCACGGCACCAACGUCAAGACCCGCGCCAUGACCUGGGGCAUCAUGCAGGAGGCCGAGGCCGUGCGCAGAUAUCAGAUCCUGAAGAGCAAGGCCCUGGGCUGGGCGGUGAGGGUGCAGGAGUGUGGCCUGUUCAUCGACCCCCAGCGCCCCUGGCUAGCAGGCAGUCCUGACGGCAUCGUAGAGGACCAAAGGACCGGCCAACGGCUGCUCUGCCUAGAGGUCAAGUGUCCCUAUAAGCACCGUCAGAACACUGUAGCCCAGGCCUGUAGAGAGGACCCAGCCUUCUGCGUGACGAUACAGGACCAGGGGGAGGAGGGGGGACAGGUGAGGUACCAUCUGAAGCCAGACCACAGCUACUACACCCAGAUCCAGUGCCAGCUGGCGGUGACAGGGUUAACACAGGCUGACCUAGUGGUGUUCACCCUGAAGGAAACAGCCAUCGUCCCUGUGACCUUUGACCCUGCGUUCUGGGACGACACCCUGGCCAAGCUGGAGAUGUUCUACACCGACGCUGUCCUGCCCUACGUCAGAGACAACGGACUGGACGUACCAGCUAUGAGGCCGGAGGAGUAGCUAGCAUGCCUGGACAUUGUGGUAGAACCAUGUGGCUAGCUGGUUGAGGAUGUCAGAUAUAGAAGUCCCUAGACAAACUGUAGUUUUGUCUGUGGUGAAGGACUGGUCUGGGUUGUGUCUGUGGUAAAGGGCUAUGGCGACUGCAUAGAUAAGUGGAACCUUCUGCUUUUGACAGGCAGGCUUGGAGAUUUGAACCUAUUACUUUACUUUACUGUGAAAUAUUUUAAUGUAAAUAAACCAUGCCUGCCUUAA